CCAGGGGGCAUCCCAAAAACAUAUGGCCUGUAUGCAAUAGGCUACGAGGAGAUGAGCAGGUCCAAUUCUUCGUCUAGCACAGAUGACAUGUCCUCCCCCUCACAGGACGAGGAGGAGACGGACCAUUGCGAGAGCGUGGAAAAGGACAAGAGGACAUCAUCCAAAGUCACUUACUGUUACCUCGGCAUUGCAGAGGAAAGGACGCUACAGCAGUGUCUGUUCCAGCACUUUCAGACUUCAGGCAAACACUACAGCCGAGGGGAGCCUUCGGCCGUAACCAGGUUCCUGCAGGACAACUGCACCGGCCAGACCAAGGAGGGCGUCCUCUCUGGAUUACACAUCUACAUUAAGUUUAUCGAGGUGGAGCUGGACUUUCUCUCCGCCGGAUCUUUAGUGGAAUGUUUAGAGACUGCGAUUGGUUAUUCGUUAAAGUUCAACAAGAAGGAUGCACUGUAGCGGUUACAUUUGCCAAUGAUGCUCUUUAAAGCCAGUAUUUUGAAAUAUAGACUUGAACUCAAAGUAUUUAUGUGGUAUGUCAGGCACAGUCUGUUCCGAAAGGGGCCGAAUAAUCUCCUUUGCAGUAAUUGUCUUUAUCAGGGAGCGUAAACGGGAGCAAACUGCCUUUUAUUUAAAUCUCUCGAGAUCCAAAUGCAGGAACGGUCAGAAAAAAAGAAUCCUUAAUGAGAACUCUUAAAGAAUCUAAGUAUAAAGUCUAUCUAUAUAGAAGUGUAUAUAUAUUUAAGAGUAUAUAUUGAUAUUGUCCAGCAUUCCAGCAUUUCUAAUUCUAGCAUUCAAAGAAUGUUUUUCAUAAACCGUUUAUCAAUGUUUGUUUUUUAUUUGUCGGAUCACACGGUGUCUUUAUGUAUGAUUGUUUCCAGGUCACAGUCUUGUUUACAUGUUUGGAAGGACAAAAAAAAUA
Molecule: messenger RNA, 919 nt
Organism: Sinocyclocheilus grahami
Lineage: Eukaryota; Metazoa; Chordata; Actinopteri; Cypriniformes; Cyprinidae
Product: myb/SANT-like DNA-binding domain-containing protein 2
Exons: 1
Coding region: 52-456 (134 amino acids)
Source: RefSeq, a predicted model, not a curated record